AAUGUAGGUGGACGGGGACAUAUUUUUCCCUGAGACUUAACUGCUCUUCUCUGACCAGUCCUGUCCUGUUCUCCAGCAUGCUGUGCCUGGGGCUCCCUGGAGGCUCCCUCAUGGCAGCCCUGACGGUGACCCUGAUGGUGCUGAGUCCACUCCUGGCUUUGGCCAGGGACACCCGACCGCGUUUCGUGGAGCAAGUUAAACAUGAGUGUCACUUCUCCAACGGGACGGAGCGGGUGCGGUUCCUGGACAGAUACAUCCACAACCGCGAGGAGUUCGCGCGCUUCGACAGCGAGGUGGGCGAGUACCGCGCCGUGACCGAGCUGGGGCGGCCGGACGCCGAGUACUGGAACAGCCAGAAGGAGCUCCUGGAGCGGAGGCGCGCCGAGCUGGACACGUACUGCAGACACAACUACGGGGUUGCUGAGAGCUUCACUGUGCAGAGGAGAGUUGUGCCCAAGGUGACCCUGUACCCCACAAAGACCCAGCCCCUGCAGCAUCACAACCUCCUGGUCUGCUCUGUGAGUGGCUUCUACCCAGGCCACAUUGAGGUCAGAUGGUUCCGGAACGGCCAGGAGGAGGAGGCCGGGGUGGUGUCCACAGGCCUGAUCCAGAACGGGGACUGGACCUUCCAGACCCUGGUCAUGCUGGAAACAGUUCCUCAGAGUGGAGAGGUGUAUGCCUGCCAGGUGGAGCACCCGAGCUGGAGCAGCCCUGUCACCGUGGAGUGGAGGGCACAGUCUGCAUCUGCACGGAGCAAGAUGCUGAGCGGAGUCGGGGGCUUUGUGCUGGGGCUGCUCUUCCUUGGGGCGGGGCUGUUCAUCUACCUCAGGAAUCAGAAAGGACACUCCGGAGUUCAACCAACAGGACUCCUGAGCUGAAGUGAAGGUGGCAGCGCUGAAGGAAGGCCCUGUGUCCCUGCUUCUGCUCGUCCUGACCGGCUUCCUGCUCACCUCUCAUUCUCCACUGAGAGAGGCCCAGGAUCACACAGUCCUGGCCCAGCUGGGAGCCCUGGCGCUGGCUGCAGGACUUCCCUUCACUCUCUCCUGGCCCCUCUGUGUUCACCAUUUACCUCCUCCAGCGCUUCUGAACUCACCUUGGGGAUCAUUGCUUUGUUAUUUUGUUCUGAAAUAAACAUGGAGUGAAAAAUC
Heterocephalus glaber (naked mole-rat) is the source of this 1148-nucleotide messenger RNA. Its product is annotated as HLA class II histocompatibility antigen, DR beta 5 chain. Gene Ontology annotation, biological process: antigen processing and presentation; immune response. Gene Ontology annotation, cellular component: membrane; MHC class II protein complex. The record is from RefSeq and is a predicted model, not a curated record. NCBI's taxonomy places the organism in Eukaryota, Metazoa, Chordata, Mammalia, Rodentia, Bathyergidae.